AUGGUUUGCGACACGGACAAAGUACGCUAUUAUGAAGCCCACCCGGAUGAGUUUGCCGCCUUUUUCGACAACGAGUUCCCUGGCAUCAUCCCUCAAAUCCUCUCCGCCGAGGAUGUUACCCAGCAAUUUCUUGCGCAUCAAAAGAUCCCUCUGAAAUCCGUCAAGUGCGGCCAGCUGGGCUACAAAGACUGCGCUGUUCUGUUGGGAGACAGCUCCCACAGCAUGACGCCUUUCCAUGCCAUGGGCAUGAUCACCGGGCUUGAAGACGUGAGAAUCUUUUUCCAAGAGUUUCGCGAUCGCGCUGAGCUUGGCGAUCCGAGCAAGCCAUUUUGCACCCCGGGUACAGUUGAGGCCUAUUCCAGACAUCGUCUCCCCGAUGUCCACGCGAUGGUGGACAUGGCUAUGGAGCAUUACUACGAGUUGCGUGUAGGCGUCAGAUCGACUGCAGCCCGGACCAAAAAAGUCGCCGACGCGUUCCUCAGUCGAUGGGUGCCGUCUUUGGAUUGGACAACCCUGUACGCGAGGAUCCAGUUUGGGCAUGAGAGGUUCACUGUUGUCAGAGAGAAGGAGGCAAUGCAGAAGAAGAUCACGCAACGAGUGCUUACAGGUGCCGGGGGGUUGUUGGCGACUAUGGCUUUUGUUAGCGUCAUGAAGUUUGCGGAAGUUGUAUACAAUGAUUACUGCUGGCGUACGCUGGGCACAGCGUCUCCUGUUGACACUAUUGCUAUGCUUUUGCGGCGAUUAUGCCACGUAAAGGUGCUACUUGCCAAGGCCUGGCAAAAAACGUCCAUAUCGGUGGACAGCUUUAUAAAUAUACGCUGGGUGAUCCAGCGACCUACCACCAUGCCAUUCAUCCUGCUGCGCUAUCUUUCAGACUUGCAUCAUUUUUUCCCACCCGUUAUGGCAAUCCUUCAGAGCAGAAGCGGCGGGCCUGCAAUGUCAAAAUAUCUGGGCAACAAUGUCCCAGCGGCUCCCAGCACGGCCGAUACUGAGCUUCUGCCGCUGCAAUCUGGCAUAGCACAGCCCGUGCCUCUAUCUUUGGUGCGAAGAAAAAGCAGCAUCGAUGAUCGGACCGGUGUCGCCAUCUCUUUAUCUCAGGGGCCCGACUCUCCUCCCUCUACGCCAACUGUCGGUGCUGGUGAUGAGGUUCAACCUGAACGUGGGAUCCAGGUGUCCAAGACCAGAGGAGUCUUGGUUAUUGUGACGCUUGCUGGCAUCAGCUUUCUAAAUACAAUGGGCUCUGGCAUACUUAUCGCUGCCCUACCUCGCAUCGCCCGGGAAGUGAACCUCCCACCAGCUCUCGUACUAUGGCCAGCCGCAGUAUUUGCCUUGUCUGCGGGCUGCUUACUCCUGAUCUUUGGUGCCGCUGCAGACGCGAUUGGGGCCAAGCCCGUCUGGAUUGUCGGCAGCUAUCUCUUUGUCAUCUUCACUAUCGCGCUUGGCUUUGCUAAGACUGGUUUGCAAGUCAUCAUGUUUCGCAUGCUGCUAGGCGUGGCAAUAUCUAUGUGUCUACCGACAGCUGUGAGCCUCAUCACCAACACGUUUCCAAAAGGACCGUGGCGCAAUGUAGCCUUUGCUAUGAAUGGUAUGGGACAGCCUCUGGGCUAUGCGAUCGGUUUAGUGCUCGGUGGCAUUUUUACUGAUACGAUUGGCUGGAGAUGGGCAUACUACAUGAUGGCGAUCAUUAAUUUUGUUCUCGCAACAGUGUCUAUCUGGUCUCUGCCUUCAGUGACACCGAUAUCGGACAAGAAGUGGACUCGCCGCCUCACUGAAGACAUAGACUGGCUUGGAGCUGUAAUCAUGAGUGUUGCUCUUGGUCUGUUGCUCUAUGUUUUGGCCACACUUACUACAUCCUAUAAGACAAUCAGGCAGCCUCAAAGUAUUGCUCUGCUAGUUGUCUCGCUGAUUUUGCUAGCCGCCUUUCCAGUGUGGAUGGACUACCAGACCAAACAUGGCCGGCCAGCCCUUAUCCCAAAUAGCCUUUGGCGGAAGGCAUCCUUCACUUCAAUUUGUGUAUCGGUGUUUUUCUGCUGGGCAUCUCUAAAUGGGAUCGAAUACUUUACUACGCUUUACUUUCAGGAGGUCCAGGGUUUAUCUGCAUUACAAAGCUCUAUUCGAUUUCUUCCUCACAUCGUAAUGGGUAUUUGUGUCAAUGCUUUAACAGCAUAUCUUAUAUCGCGUGUUAAGGUUCAUACCCUAGCAGUCGUAUCUGCAUUGAUCACCAUGGUGGCACCGCCAUUGAUGGCUACCGUUACUAUAGGCGAAAAUUACUGGCUUGCGCCAUUCUGGGCAAUGUUUCUCUCGCCAGUAAAUCCUGAUGUACUUUUCACGCUAUCAAACCUAGUCAUCUCUGAUGCGUUUCCUUCCGACACACAAUCCUUAGCGGGUGGUGUUUUUAGCGAAGUUGCUCAAUUCGGUAAUUCGGUCGGUCUCGCAGUGACUGCGGCUAUCGCCGCUUCUGUCACUGAACAUUCGCCAGUCCGGGACCCUAAAGCUGCUUUGAUGGAAGGCUAUCGAGCCGCCUUCUGGACCAUCUUUGCUAGUACAGUUGCCGUACUCGUGACGUCUUUCUUUGGGCUAAGAAAGGGCGGCUAUGUUGGGAAGAAAAAUGAUUAG
This is a messenger RNA of Akanthomyces muscarius, 2616 nucleotides long. RefSeq lists its product as uncharacterized. Gene Ontology annotation, biological process: transmembrane transport. Gene Ontology annotation, cellular component: membrane. Bases 1 to 2616 code for a protein of 871 amino acids. NCBI's taxonomy places the organism in Eukaryota, Fungi, Ascomycota, Sordariomycetes, Hypocreales, Cordycipitaceae. The transcript is spliced from 8 exons. The record is from RefSeq and is a predicted model, not a curated record. Gene Ontology annotation, molecular function: transmembrane transporter activity.